AGCUUGUGAGCGACCGUGUGUGUGUGCGUGUGCGUGUAUAUGUCUGCGCGCGCGCGUGUGUUUGCUCGCAUCGCGCUUCACUGACAUUCCCGGAACAUUCCGCAUCCAGCAUCGGUCGUCAUCCUUUUACACCUCUUGUUGAGUUCUUUGACUUAAAAAAAAAAAGAAAAAAGAAAGAAACAGAAAAAGGAAAAGGAAUAAUGUCUUAUCAAGGCAAAAAGAACAUCCCGAAAAUCACGAGCGACCGGCUUCUUAUCAAAGGCGGCCGGAUUGUGAAUGAUGAUCAAUCCUUCCAUGCCGACAUCUACCUGGAGGAUGGCCUCAUCAAGCAGAUUGGCGACAACCUGAUCGUGCCCGGUGGGGUGAAGACCAUCGAAGCCAAUGGCAAGAUGCUGAUCCCCGGUGGCAUCGACAUUCACACCCACCUCCAGAUGCCGUACCGUGGGACCACCACUGUGGAUGACUUUGCUCAGGGGUCCAAGGCAGCUCUCGCCGGGGGCACGACCAUGAUCGUGGACCAUGUGAUCCCUGAGGCAGGUAGCAGCCUGAUGGAGGCCUACGACCAGUGGAGGCAGUGGGCUGACGAGAAGGCCUGCUGUGACUACUCUCUCCACGUGGACAUCACCCACUGGAACGACAGCGUCAAGCAGGAGGUGGACAACCUGAUGAAGGAAAAAGGAGUAAACUCCUUCCAGGUGUACAUGGCUUACAAAGACUACUACCAGAUGAACAACAGCGAGCUCUAUGAGGUGUUUACCUUCUUGGCAGAAAGGGGCGGCAUUGCUCAGGUCCAUGCGGAAAAUGGAGAGAUCAUUGCAGAGGAGCAGGCCCGUAUGCUGCAGAUGGGAAUCACUGGACCGGAGGGACACGUGCUAAGUCGACCAGAAGAGCUGGAGGCAGAGGCCGUGUUUCGGGCCAUCACCAUCGCCAGCCAAACCAACUGUCCCCUCUACGUGACCCGCGUCAUGAGCAAGAGCGCCGCCGACAUCAUCUCGCAGGCUCGGAAAAAAGGAAACGUCGUGUUCGGGGAGCCAAUCACGGCCAGCCUGGGGACGGACGGCACGCAUUACUGGAGCAAGAACUGGGCCAAGGCAGCUUCUUUUGUAACUUCACCACCUCUUAGUCCCGACCCUACCACUCCAGACUACCUGAACACGCUCCUGUCCAGUGGAGACCUGAGUGUGAGUGGCAGCGCUCACUGUACGUUCAGCGUGUCUCAGAAGGCCAUCGGCAAGGACGACUUCACUCAGAUCCCCGAGGGCGUCAACGGGGUGGAGGAGAGGAUGACCCUCAUCUGGGACAAAGCUGUGACUACAGGCAAGAUGGACGAGAACAUGUUUGUGGCGGUUACCAGCACCAACGCGGCUAAGAUCCUCAACCUGUACCCACGUAAGGGUCGGAUCGCCGUGGGCUCCGAUGCCGACCUGGUCAUCUGGGACACCGACGCCAUCCGAACCAUCACGGCAAAGAAACACAACUCGGCCGCCGAGUACAACAUCUUCGAGGGCAUGGACCUGCGUGGCGCCCCGCUGGUGGUCAUCUGUCAGGGAAAGAUCGUCCUGGAAGACGGCAACCUGCACGUGACUUCGGGCGUGGGCCGCUUCAUCCCCUGCUCGCCGUUCCCCGACUACGCUUACAAGCGCGUCAAAGCCAGGAAGCAGCUGGCCGUUCUGAGGGCAGUGCCCAGGGGAAUGUAUGACGGCCCUGUGUCGGAAUUCACCAUGUCGCGUGGCGGCACCCCGUCCGCCUCGGCGCGCACGUCGCCUACUAAGCAGCCCGUCAGGAACUUGCACCAGUCUGGAUUUAGUCUAGCAGGUAACCCUGCACCAUGCGGUGAGCAUAAUACCGUCAGCUCUUUCUUCAAAUACAUCCCUCAUGAUUACUACAUUGCCCUGCAAAGGGCACAAAACGUAUACUGCAUGGUAACCAGUCUCAAAGCAAUAACCGACACAUGCGGCCAUGACACUCAGUCACUUUCUACCAACAAUGGGAUAACCUUAGCUCCUCCCUCAAAUACAGAGAUCUACGAACGAUGAAGAUGUCAUACUUCCUUAACGUCGAUAACCUCGCACUUCAACCUUUGUUAGCAAAAUUCUUGAAGACCCCUUAUAAUGUCUCCACAAGGAGGUGCUAAUUCCCCCAUAAAAAUGUCAAUAAUUUACAUGGCAACAGCAAUCAGCAAAGAAAGGUAACGACAAAAAAAUUUAAAAAAGUAAACAAAAUUGUAUUAUCCUGGUGUUUCAUUAUUAUGAGUUUAUAAAUAUGAAAUAUAUUUUUUGUUAUCGUGAUCUUGUUUUCCAAAAAAAGUAAGAAAAACAUUUAAUAAUUAUCUAGGGUUAAACGUUUUCUGGACCAGCACAGGGUGUACCCCGCCUCUUGCCCAAAGGUCAGCUGCAAUAGGUUCACCCGUGACCCAAAUGAAGCCAAACACUAAAUAAAAUAGAUGGAUGGAUGUUCUGACAUUUAUAACGUAAUUUUCAGUGCUUAACAUUUUAUAAAAAAAAUGUAAGACCCUUUUCACAAGUGAUGCAUUCACAGUCACUCGGAAUAAAACAGUCACUGGCUACGACAGGUGUACCUUCACGGUUCUAUAGGAUCCAAUACAAAAGCUUUCUUUAUCAGAAUGAGAGCUCCAAGUGUGUUAAACCAAAGUUCUACAAUAUACAGUAUUUAUUAAAAAAUGAGGUUGGAAAGAAUUCCAAAUCCAAGCACUCGGUAGGAUAAUAUAAAAUUAUAUGCACAAUGAUUUUAUUCGGAGCACCGUAUGUAUUACAUCGAUGGAUAGCGUUCAUCUUGGCUUCUUUUUUCUUUAAAAUAGAUUUUAUAUUUGAAAACAAAACAAAAAAAAUUGCUGAAAUCUAAAAGAAAGAAAUCUAAAACCCAUACCAUAUACUGUAUUUAUUGUCUCUUAAAUAGAUUAUAACCAGAGUUAUGUUUGUAUGUGCUUAUGUGUGUGGUUCGCCGAAGAAACUUCAUUAAGACUUAAUUUUAAAUGUGGUAGUUUUCCAUAUUUUGCCCUCUCAUCAAAGUAAUAAGGUUAUUGAAAUACUUUGGUGCCUUGAGAUAUGAGUUGAAUUCGUUCUGCAACCAUGCUUGCACAGUAACUCAAAACCUUUGCAUCCCAAGUCAUGUUUCCCUAUUGAAAUGAAUAGUAAUGCCAAUAAUAAUUUUCAGUCUCUCAAAAACAAAACAUUUUUGUAAUGUGUUUUAUAAGAAAAGUACCAUUCUAUAAUAUUGCACUUUAUAAAACAUACAGUAAUGACAUAAAUAAUUAGAAUAUAAAGAAUUAAACAGUUUUUGCUUCAGUUCAAUGGACAUUUGGCAGUAUAAUACAUACAUACGGAUAUACAUGGAGCCGGUCAAAACCCCUCAGUCAGCUGCAGUAAUAAUGAGUCAUUUUUCAUAGAGGAUAAAGAAUACAUCCCUGUGAGUAUUAUUAUAUUAUCUGUCUACGUGUUACUUUGAAUUCCAGUAUCCAUUGCUUUAGGGUUAUAAUACCACGACACGGAUGGUAUUUGUUAGCCCAUCUAUAGCAUUUUUAAAUUAUUUAAAAAAUAAAUUAAACAGUUAACAGACUAUCUAAAGCAAAGCUAUGUGAUUGUUUUAAAUACACGUGUAAUUCUUUGUUUGAUGUUCAGUUGAAAGAGCGAAAAAUCAGCCAAAUGAUGGCUUGUACGUAUGUCGGGUCACUUGUAUCUCAAGGCAGCACUCUGUUACAAACAGCUCUCUGUAUGAUGCAGUUCAACCAUAGCAAAUGUAUUGAUAAAAUAAUUACUAAAAUGAUUUAUUUAUUUUUUUCUUUUUAAAGGCAAAAUUUAAAAAUAACUUUUACCAGCACCUUAGAAUCUUUAACAUCCUCAAUAUAUAGUCGAAGCGUGCAGAAUGGGAUGUAGGCCUUGGUCGUGCUACCUGUCUUAACAAGUGCCUGUCUUAACAAUAAGAAAAAGAAGGUGAUCUCCUCAGGAAGGAAUUUCAACAUGAUUUCACGACUGGCUGCUCCUAGGCCCAUUUUUAAUCACAUUGGGUGUGUUCUUUGUUUACACAGUUGUACACCACUGCAAAAAUACAAGGGUAAUAUUAUACAUGCUGUUAAAUGAAUGGCUCUAUGAGAGUAUCAGAAUCAUCUUUAUUUGCCAAGUAUGUCCAAAAAACACACAAGGAAUUUGUCUCCGGUAGUUGGAGCCGCUCUAGUACGACAACAGACAGUCAAUUGACAGAGAACACUUUAGAGACAUAAAGACAUUGACAAAAACAGUCACUGAGCAAUAUAGGGGUUGCUAGUUAUCUGGUAUCAAUCAUCAUCAACAUGUUUUGAUACAAUUGUUGUAUUGUGUCCAGUGAUGUAUAUGAAGAAAAUUUUUAUUUAAAUCACAUCAAGAUCUGAAGUCUUUUUCAUGCAACCUCCUCACUUGUCGCUCCUCUCUGUCCUCCUAGGUCCCCCGACCCCUGAUGAGGUCCCCAUCAGGCCUGCCGGUCGUCGUAUUAUGGUGCCCCCCGGUGGCCGGUCCAACAUCACCUCCCUCAG
Molecule: messenger RNA, 4525 nt
Organism: Phycodurus eques (leafy seadragon)
Lineage: Eukaryota; Metazoa; Chordata; Actinopteri; Syngnathiformes; Syngnathidae
Gene: dpysl3
Product: dihydropyrimidinase like 3
Exons: 13
Coding region: 201-2036 (611 amino acids)
Biological process (GO): actin crosslink formation
Cellular component (GO): cytoplasm; cytosol
Molecular function (GO): hydrolase activity, acting on carbon-nitrogen (but not peptide) bonds, in cyclic amides
Source: RefSeq, a predicted model, not a curated record